CACGUCCUACUGAUCUGGGCUACUUUUCUCCGCUCCACAAUCCAGUUCAUCUGUCAACAACAGGAUAAAAUAUUGACCAAAUGGAUUUCAAUAUUCUGCUAUGAUAAUGGGUCCUUUUAAAAAGCAAAAUUAUGAUAUGAGUACAGAAACAGCAGUAGAUGUUGAAACCGAUAUAUUUAUUGUGUUCAGUUUUAACUAAACAUAAAAAUGUCUAGUCCAGCAGGAGGUCCUAUUAUCGAGGCAUCUCAGGAGCCUGAAGAAUACCAACAAGCUUUAAAGAUAAUACUUGGUACUGUAGUUGGGGUUAUAGCUUUAGUUGGAAUUAUAGCUUUAGUUUUACUACUCUACAGACUGUGGAUAAAACAAAGAUAUGAAGAAGAAGAACGAAGAAGAAGAGCUAAUAACAUUCGUUCGGUUUCAGUGGAUUUAAACCAGAAACAAUUGGUUAGUGUGUUGUUACUGUACUCGGAUGACUUACCUGUACACGAGAAGGUGGCGCAAUCAUUGGCUGGUUUCUUGAUAGAAAGUUGUGAUUGCAAUGUCUUUUUUGAUUUAUUUGAAGAACAAAUAAUUCACAGUCGUGGUCUAGAUACGUGGUUGGUAGAACGUCUGCAGGAAGCUGAUAUUAUUAUGGUUUUAUGUAGUGUUGGGGCUCGUCUGCGCUGUUCUAAAAAACGAACGAGAUUUAAAGUUUCAAAUGAUAGAACUCUUCCUGAUUAUUUUGCCGUGGCAGUUGAUUAUGUGGGUGAAAAAAUGCGAGUUGAACGUCGUAAGGACCAGUCUUUGUCAAAAUUUGUAACGGUGCUCAUGGAUUAUUCUACACCAAGUGAUAUUCCACCACAACUUGAAACUGCCACCAAAUUUUGUUUGAUGAAAGAUAUUAACAAAUUAUACCAACAUAUUCAUGGACUCGAUGAUGCCUCAUCGAAAACUGAUGAAUCUUACCCAGUUACAGACAAAAACUACCAAAAAAGUGAGGUGGGCACAGAACUCUUUAUUGCGAUGGAACAAGCCAAAGAAUUUUUUCAAAAGAACCCAAACUGGGUAGAUGAUCGCCUAGAACAAAUGCCACCGCCUAGUUCAAAUAAAUCAAAAUCCAGACAUCAUAGAAAUAAUUCAUUGGAACAACCAUUACUUAAACAUUACAGUACAACGGACUCGAUAAAACCACAGAUCAGUUCACAAAUUAAUGCUUUGAUAGAAGUACAUACUUUACCUCAUCGAUCAAAUGAUAACCAUGAUAUAACUUACAACCCUCUUCCUUAUAGUCGACAAAACUCAUUACCAUCAUCACUUAGUAGCCAUCUUACAACACAAAUGUCAACAAAUCAAAUUAACAUAUCAAAAAGUUACGAAAUGAUACCGCUCACUGAACGAUUUUCAGAUAUUGAAAAUAGACCUUGUGUACUGUGUGGUCGGACACGGCAUGCUAGUGGCCAGUAUACUUGCCCUAAUUCAAAUCUGAGAAAACCAACGAUAGCUAUGGAGGAUGAAAUAGAUUCAGGUCAAUCAAAGAAUAAAAGUAAAUCAAUGCCCACUGUGUGUGCAAAUACUUUAACAAGUUCACAAACUGUCUUUCAAGCUGAGGUUUAUAAAGCAUGGGAUGACGGAGGAAGAAGUUCACCUACAGAUUCUCAUGAGACCGAUUCUAACCAGGGUUCGGACACCCUAGAACGUGAUAUAAGAUCAAUAACAGUGCCACCUACAUUUGAUCAAGUUCACUAUUCUGUAUCAUCAUAUUUAUUAAACGAACCAUUACCUCCUUCCAUUACAAUUGUACAUUCUACAUCCGAUCAUCGCAUCAGACCUGUUCCAACUCUGAUGAGGAUGGAACCAGCAUCAGAUGAUGACCAGGCUUUUCUCCUAUCAUGUGCAGGGAAAGCGAUAAUUUUACAGGAACUAUAGUAUUUAAUAUGGUCAGUAAUAGCAGGUUUCAGUAACCUUUAUUUAUUAAGGAAAUAAGCUAUGUUAAAUUACAGUUUGUACACAGUUAAAACUGGGGGUUAGGUUACAAUAACUGAUAUUGAUUAUAUCUACAGGCUGUGUUAGAUAUUUCCGCUAUUUUACCCACAUAACUUUAUGUUAUCAACUUGUAUUAGAUCUUCUCAAACAUAUUUUUCUAGUAUUAACUACUAUUUUUGUGUUAGAUACAGUAAGAUUACAACUAUUGCUUCGGGUCAUUUAAACAAUACAUUACAAUAUAAGGUUCAGUCAUCUGUUAGUAUAAUGAGGUUUAUUUUAAACCAGAUUUUGCUUGUAUUGGGGCAUUACAUUGAUUCUUACAAGAACAUGUUGUUAGAUUUUAUAGAAGAUUCCAGAAAGUUAAUUGGGUGUAUUUACAUGAAUAAUAUGAAUUUUGCACUAAAUAGUAGUGUUCUGCACAUAAGCAGUUGUUAAUUUAAGAACUAAAAGGCCCAUUAAACCUCUUCUCUGUUUAUUGUUUUGGUAAGGGGGAGACGGUGGUCAUAAUUUCUUGUACAAGUAUUUAUAACAUUUGACUAGUACCCUUCUAUAAAUCAAUUAUUGGGAAUGUAUUGAAAAUCAUUUAAAUUUUAAGUAAUAAAUACAAAUGGGCACAAAACCAGACCCAACUUUUGUAUUUGUACAGUAUUUUUUUGCGUAGAAUACGAUGCCGAGUGGUAAUCAGUCCGCCAUUGGGGUGUAUUUGAAAUAUUGGGGGUCAACGGUCAUUUACACUGAAAGUGAAUACGCAGCCAUUCUUGUAUCAUGAAAACAUGCUGAAAAUGAUCAAAACUAAUCACUCUUUCAAUAAAAAUGUAAACUUGCUAAAUUCACUUUUGUUCUUUGUGACAUUUAUUGCUUUAAAUCGUCCUAGUGCAAAAACGGAAAAUUUGACCUUUUGACCUCUGGGGUCACAAAGAACAAAGGUGAAUUUAGCACUCUGCAACAUAUUCUACGCAAAAUUUUACUAUAGAAAAGUUGGGUCUGGUUUUUGCCCAUUUGCCCCCCACACAGUACCUCCAGUCUAAUAGGUAGGAUUUUAGUUAAAGGAGAAGAUCCAUCUAUUUCUACAUUCUAACAAUAGAUGAUAACAACUUUUAAAACUUUCUAAAUUAAAUAUUGGGAUUGUGACGUGGCUGGCAAAACUAGAUCUAGCAAAUGUGGACAAUUGAAAACAGUAAGGUUAAUUUUGACACUCAAAAUACACAAAUUUAAUAAAAUCAUCCCCAUUAUGACCAUCUUCUUUAAUAAAAAUGUAAUUUACCUAUAGUGUACUGAUGUGUGGGAAGUAACUAUAACCACAUGAUAUAUUGUAAACUAAAAGAACUUCUGAUUCAGGAAUAUGUACAAUGGUUACCAAUUCAGAAAAGGCACAUUAGCAUGGCAUGGACCCAAGUGGACUAAGGUGAAUUUUUGUAGGAAUAUGCCCCCACCCCAUCCUCCUUGAAUACCCAAAAGCACUGGACAAGGCCCAUUUGCCAGUGACAGAUUUUAAAUUGUGAACCCUAUCAAAAUUCAGACACACACAUCAAAUAUUGUACAGUUAUUGCCCUAGAAGACUUUGUAAAUGCUCUACAGGUCAAUAUGUUUUAGAUUUAUUAUGAUGAUUUUUAACAUGUUGUAAUUGUUCAGGAACCAGGUAGUCAUAAUGAGGAAUCCUAUUGAUUUUCAGAACUACAGAAUUAUUGCCCCUGUCAUCCAAAGGUCAGAGUUUUAAACUUUCUGGAUUCUUUUGUCUGUUCACAAGGAGGAACCCUAUCAACAUUCAGAAUUAUGCAUCAAUUUAUGUCACUGAAACCUGUUUAGAUAUUUAAGGGCUUUUUUUUUUACCUCUCAAAUCAACCUUAACUUGGUAUCUGGUUUAAAAUAAGAGAAGACUUGCUUUUAUUUUAAUCAAACAACAUUUUUUAAAGCUCAAAUCUGCACAGUUUGUCACUUAAAGAGGCUUUAGCUGUUAGCGAUAAAAAGAAAUUUUAAAUUUCAACAUACACCGUAGUUAAAUCAGGACUGUUCAGAUAAGUUCAUAAUAAAAAUAUGUUACAGACAUGUGCAUAGCUGAGAUAUAGAGACUUUAACUACCGGUGGUUGAUUGGUUUUCAAGGAGCCUAGGGUUAUUUUAAAUAAUAAUAAUAAUAAUAUGUUAUUUAUCAAAAUUUGUUACUUUUAUUUUCAUGUUGAAAGUGGUUCCUCUAAAGGAUAGGAGUAUGACCAAAUGAAAUUUACCACAUAACUGUUGGUGUUCUUUCAAUAUCAAACAUUGUUGAUAAUCAAAGAUUGUCAAUUUCCUUUUAUUGUUAAUUAUUGUUCCUUGAUUGUUAAUAUCUUCAAAAUUGUUUAAUAUCAAUUUAAUAUUGUUUAACGUUUAAUAUACUUUUCUCCGUUUUAAUAGAUGUAUGAAUUUAUAAGCUAUAUGUUGUAAUAAUUUUACAUAUUAAUAUAUAAUGUAUAAUAAUUAUAGUGGUUAUAAAUUCAUAAGAAUAAUUAUUGUAUAUUUCAAAGUCAAAUUUGUAUAUUACUUGGUCUAAAAAUGUAUGUGGUCUUGUCAAUGUGAUUUUUCACUCAAAAGUUUUAUUUUGUUGCUGUUAGUGUUAAUGAUUUCAAGAUCUUGACUUAUUUUUUGUUGAUUAUGAUCCUUGAAGUAUGACACUUUAGAAAUGAAUUAGUCAGUAAUCUUUAUGAGGGUUAUAUCAUGCAUAAGGGUAUCAAAGACAAACUAAAAAGAAAAAUAUUACUGAUACAUUCAGCUAUGGUGUCUUACGUCAUAUUUAAUACAUUUCUUUUAACACAACUGCAAUAUGUCAAAUAAUCUCAAUCUGCAAUAAACAAAUUCUAUACCUUAAUCCCGAAAACAUUCCACAAAAUAAUUGCAAAUGUAUUUGGUCAUUUAUUACAUUCUUUUUUGAGGUGUUUUGGGGGUAUUUUUUCUCAAAACAUGUGGGUGUUUCCUGAAACUUGGUCAACUUUUGAUAUGAAUUGUGUUAGGUUCUUCAAACCAGACAGACUUACCGGUAUAUGGUGUAUUUGUGAUGCUUCCUUUUACAUUUGAUGUAGUUCAGAGUAUUCUUGUCAGACUUAUUAAAGAUGUGAUUGUUCUUAACAAACAACAUGUUGACAGAAUAUAAUUAGUGAUGCUCUUCAUCGAUCACCAUUUUGAAAUGAAAAAUCGGUAAUGAGCUGCAUGUAAUGUAUGUAGGGCAGGACGUUCGUUUUCAGUUUAGAAACAAUCAUUUGAGAAUAAAAUCAUUCACAGACCCUUCUCCCUUAUUAAAACCAGAUGAACUAAUUAUGAGAUCAUUAUCAGAUAUCUGCAUUAGAAUUACAUGCUGGCUUUAUUAGUAUGAUGGUACUUAGAAAGGCUUGAGAAAUACAAUACUAUCAAUUAAGUCAAGGUUUUACGCCAGAAAUAAUGGAAUAAUGUCACUUUAAAAUGAAAUGUGUCGACAAAAUUCUUCAUGGGGACAGCUCAGGAUGACUAAUGGUAUUGCACAUUUGACUAAACUUUACUCUCACAUGACACAAUAGCUUGGUGAUCUGUAUCUUUAAAUGAGAAAUGUGUGUAGUUGUAAUAUGAGAUAUUAUUUCUGUCAAAACUCAUGUAAAAUUGAUACGCAUCUUUAAUUUGUUGUUAAUGAGUUUAAUUCAGUGAUGCCAUCACUACAUGUAGUAAUGGGAUCCGGGUCACUAGAUUCCACAGUGAGUGUAUACCGAUGUCAUUUUGUGUCAUGUGGAAUUCCGAGCUACGUCCCUUGUGGAGAAGACAACAUUGGACAAACUAAUUGGAAAAAGACAAUAAUGGUAAUCGGGGACACACUGUAUGAUUGUUAAUUGAAGGUAAUUGGAUUAAUAAAUUUCUUAUUGUAUUCCCUUUUUUAACUAAAAGUGUUUCAGUAUUUAACAAUAGAACUAGUGUGUUAGUGUCAUGUUUUAGUGGUUCUAUGUUAAUCAAUAUAGUUCUACAUGAUUAAACUUCAACAAAUAUUUAUAAUACCAGAACUAAAAUCAUAUAAACAUGGUGUAUUCUACAUUAUCAAUCAAUUCAUCCUAAAAAAAUCCACAGAUUGUAUUGUUUGAAUUAUCACACUAUGAAUCUAACCACAGCCUCAUUAUAGAAUUAUUGACUUGGGAUAGUGCUUCUAAAAGAAUUUAAAAGUUAAUGACUUUGAGGGUUGAUAAUCCUUGUGGCAUCUGUAUCCAAUAUUUAUAAAUAUUUGAUUAUAUGAUAAUUGUGAAACAAUAUUAACUAGCUGGUUUUACAGUUAAUUUAGAUUUAAAUUGAAUUUUGAUAAAGGUUUAGUUAACCAUAGGGUAGUGUUUACUGACGUAUAAUUAUAUUUAUAUUCUGGGUGAAUUAUAUAUUUCUAUUUACAUAGUUUUAUAGUUACUAAUAAUAUUUACUUUUCUGAAAACUAUGUGCAAUGAUGUUUAUUUUAUUACAUGCCAGAAACAUGGAAUAAAAAAAAAAUUACAUACACUCUUAUUAUUAUUACAUAUUUUUCAAUUUUCAUAGUUACUUCUUUGAUAUUUGAAUGCGAGACUGAAUGAAAUUGUAAAUUAUUAUAUUUGAAUCGAUUUUGAUGAACUUUGAUCAAUGCAAUGUUUUGUGUAAACUAAUCAAAAUAAAUUAUAUAUUAUAUUUUACAUGUACAAUGCUUACACAUUACAUAUAUAAUUGUGAUAAGUAUAUAUGAUAAUAUGUAUUAAAAAUAAACUGUUUAAUACCA
Messenger RNA from Patella vulgata (common limpet), 6683 nucleotides. RefSeq lists its product as uncharacterized. Gene Ontology annotation, molecular function: interleukin-17 receptor activity. The coding region runs from base 208 to 1905 and encodes 565 amino acids. The record is from RefSeq and is a predicted model, not a curated record. NCBI's taxonomy places the organism in Eukaryota, Metazoa, Mollusca, Gastropoda, Patellidae. The transcript is spliced from 5 exons.